AUGGGUCAGGCCCAGAGUCCACUUCACAAUCAGUCUGAAAAGACUGAAAAAACAAACGUUUGUCUAUUUGGCAAACGUAAAAAGCAAAAGAACAAGGCUGCUGCUGCCUGGAUGCCCGGCUGGAUCCUCAGCCUCAAGAAAAAGAACCGAAUUACACCAGUUACUGAUGAACACGACAACGUUUCCAGUUCUGGUAAAACCUCUCUCACCAAGAAAGAGGAAAUGAUUCUGGUGAUUGAGGACCUGGAGUUUACAUCUGCUCAGGCAGUCCAGCCAGCCGAGAAGCAGAGGAAGCUGAUCAUUACAACUGCUCAGGUACACAAGUCAGCCAAGGAGCUGGAAAAUAUUGCUGAUCUGGCAGAUACACCAGCCGAACAGCUGGAAAAUACCUCUGCUCAGGCAGAAACACCAGCCGAACAGCUGGAAAAUACCACUGCUCAGGCAGACACACCAGCCGAACAGCUAGAAAAUACCACUGCUCAGACAGACACACCAGCCGAACAGCUGGAAAAUACCACUGCUCAGGCAGAAACACCAGCCGAACAGCUGGAAAUGACAUCUGCUCGAGCAGACACACCAGCCGAACAGCUGGAAAAUACCUCUGCACAGGCAGACACACCAGCCGAACAGCUGGAAAUGAUGUCUACUCAGGCAGACACACCAGCCGAACAGCUGGAAAAUACCUCUGCUCAGGCAGACACACCAGCCGAACAGCUGGAAAAUACCUCUGCACAGGCAGACACACCAGCCGAACAGCUGGAAAAUACCUCUGCACAGGCAGACACACCAGCCGAACAGCUGGAAAUGAUGUCUACUCAGGCAGACAAACCAGCCGAACAGCUGGAAAAUACCUCUGCACAGGCAGACACACCAGCCAAACAGCUGGAAAAUACCACUUUUCUUGCAGACAAGCCAGCCAAACAGCUGGAAAAUGCCACUGCACAGGCAGACACACCAGCUGAACAGCUGGAAAAUACCUCUGCACAGGCAGACACACCAGCCAAACAGCUGGAAAAUACCUCUGCUCAGGCAGACACAUCAGCCAAACAGCUGGAAAAUACCACUUCUCUUGCAGACAAGCCAGUCAAACAGCUGGAAAAUGCCUCUGCACAGGCAGAAACACCAGCCGACCUGCUGGAAAAUACCUCUGCUCAGGCAGAAACACCAGCCAAACAGCUGGAAAAUACCUCUGCUCAGGCAGACACACCAGCCGAACAGCUGGAAAAUACCUCUGCUCAGGCAGACACACCAGCCAAACAGCUGGAAAUUACCACUUCUCUUGCAGACACACCAGCCGAACAGCUGGAAAAUACCUCUGCUCAGGCAGACACACCAGCCGAACAGCUGGAAAGGACCACUUCUCUUGCAUCCACAACAGCUGAACAGCUGGAAAAUACCUCUACAGAGGCAGACACAACAGCUGAACAGCUGGAAAAUGUCUCUACACAGGCAGACAAGCCAGUCAAACAGCUGGAAAACACAUCUGUUCAGGCAGACACACCAGUUGAGGAGCAGGAGAGUCAGAAUUCAGAUCAGAUUAAUGAUUCCUGGGAAAAAGAGAAAUCAGAUGAAAAGAUGGAGCUGGAUCAGAUGUUUUCUAAGGGAGACCAAGACAAGAACCUGGUGAUGGGACGUUACGAGAUCAACCUGGUUUCCAGUGAAAGCAGUGACCAUGAUGAGGAGAUCCAGAGACUGGAGCUCACACAAAACCAGCAUGUAGACGAGCUGAUUCACAAGGUGGAGCAACCCUGCAACCUGAUUGUCCUGUUAUCACAUGAUCAACAAUUGGAGCUGGAAAAUAUUGCUGAUCUGGCAGAUACACCAGCCGAACAGCUGGAAAACACCUCUGCUCAGGCAGAAACACCAGCCGAACAGCUGGAAAAUACCACUGCUCAGGCAGACACACCAGCCGAACAGCUAGAAAAUACCACUGCUCAGACAGACACACCAGCCAAACAGCUGGAAGAUACCUCUGCUCAGGCAGACACACCAGCCGAACAGCUGGAAAAUACCUCUGCUCAGGCAGACACACCAGCCGAACAGCUGGAAAAUACCUCUGCUCAGGCAGACACACCAGCCGAACAGCUGGAAAAUACCUCUGCUCAGGCAGACACACCAGCCGAACAGCUGGAAAAUACCUCUGCACAGGCAGACACACCAGCCGAACAGCUGGAAAAUACCUCUGCACAGGCAGACACACCAGCCGAACAGCUGGAAAAUACCUCUGCACAGGCAGACACACCAGCCGAACAGCUGGAAAAUACCUCUGCACAGGCAGACACACCAGCCGAACAGCUGGAAAUGAUGUCUACUCAGGCAGACACACCAGCCGAACAGCUGGAAAAUACCUCUGCUCAGGCAGACACACCAGCCGAACAGCUGGAAAAUACCUCUGCACAGGCAGACACACCAGCCGAACAGCUGGAAAAUACCUCUGCACAGGCAGACACACCAGCCGAACAGCUGGAAAUGAUGUCUACUCAGGCAGACAAACCAGCCGAACAGCUGGAAAAUACCUCUGCACAGGCAGACACACCAGCCAAACAGCUGGAAAAUACCACUUUUCUUGCAGACAAGCCAGCCAAACAGCUGGAAAAUGCCACUGCACAGGCAGACACACCAGCUGAACAGCUGGAAAAUACCUCUGCACAGGCAGACACACCAGCCAAACAGCUGGAAAAUACCUCUGCUCAGGCAGACACAUCAGCCAAACAGCUGGAAAAUACCACUUCUCUUGCAGACAAGCCAGUCAAACAGCUGGAAAAUGCCUCUGCUCAGGCAGAAACACCAGCCAAACAGCUGGAAAAUACCUCUGCUCAGGCAGACACACCAGCCGAACAGCUGGAAAAUACCUCUGCUCAGGCAGACACACCAGCCAAACAGCUGGAAAUUACCACUUCUCUUGCAGACACACCAGCCGAACAGCUGGAAAAUACCUCUGCUCAGGCAGACACACCAGCCGAACAGCUGGAAAGGACCACUUCUCUUGCAUCCACAACAGCUGAACAGCUGGAAAAUACCUCUACAGAGGCAGACACAACAGCUGAACAGCUGGAAAAUGUCUCUACACAGGCAGACAAGCCAGUCAAACAGCUGGAAAACACAUCUGUUCAGGCAGACACACCAGUUGAGGAGCAGGAGAGUCAGAAUUCAGAUCAGAUUAAUGAUUCCUGGGAAAAAGAGAAAUCAGAUGAAAAGAUGGAGCUGGAUCAGAUGUUUUCUAAGGGAGACCAAGACAAGAACCUGGUGAUGGGACGUUACGAGAUCAACCUGGUUUCCAGUGAAAGCAGUGACCAUGAUGAGGAGAUCCAGAGACUGGAGCUCACACAAAACCAGCAUGUAGACGAGCUGAUUCACAAGGUGGAGCAAUGCCAAUGA
Trichomycterus rosablanca is the source of this 3378-nucleotide messenger RNA. RefSeq names its product flagellar attachment zone protein 1-like. Lineage: Eukaryota; Metazoa; Chordata; Actinopteri; Siluriformes; Trichomycteridae. The transcript has 3 exons. Bases 1 to 3378 code for a protein of 1125 amino acids. The record is from RefSeq and is a predicted model, not a curated record.